Coccomyxa subellipsoidea C-169 is the source of this 531-nucleotide messenger RNA. Its product is annotated as alba-domain-containing protein. The transcript is spliced from 4 exons. The record is from RefSeq and is a predicted model, not a curated record. Gene Ontology annotation, molecular function: RNA binding. Bases 1 to 531 code for a protein of 176 amino acids. Lineage: Eukaryota; Viridiplantae; Chlorophyta; Trebouxiophyceae; Coccomyxaceae.
AUGGAUCGUUACGUCAGAGUAGAGCAGCGGAAGACCGAGCAGCCUACGAUUCAAGAGAAUGAAGUCCGGAUCAUGGCCGCUGGGAAGAUGCGCAACUACAUCUCCUACGCCACCACCCUCCUCACGGACAAGGGCCAUGACGCUGUUGUCUUGAAGGCUAUGGGCCGCGCCAUCAACAAGACCGUGACCAUAGCCGAGAUCAUCAAGCGGCGGAUCAUGGGGCUGCACCAGAACACGCAGAUCGGCUCUGUGGACAUCACAGACACCUGGGAGCCUCUGGAGGAGGGGCUAAACCGGCUGGAGACGACGCGCCACGUGUCUGUGAUCACCAUCACGCUGUCCACCGCCCUGCUGGACAUCACCACCGUUGGCUACCAGGCGCCCAUCGAGAACGAGCUCGGAUAUGGCGUCCACCCAGGCGGCGACGGCAGCUACAGGGGCGGCGGCGGCGGCGGCGGCGGCCGGGGCCGUGGUCGCGGCGGCGGCGGGCGCUUUGGGGGCCGGGGGCGCGGGCCGCCCCAGCAGGGCUGA